This is a messenger RNA of Suillus paluster, 1843 nucleotides long. Its product is annotated as major facilitator superfamily domain-containing protein. The coding region runs from base 163 to 1680 and encodes 505 amino acids. Gene Ontology annotation, biological process: transmembrane transport. Gene Ontology annotation, molecular function: transmembrane transporter activity. Lineage: Eukaryota; Fungi; Basidiomycota; Agaricomycetes; Boletales; Suillaceae. The transcript is spliced from 21 exons. Gene Ontology annotation, cellular component: membrane. The record is from RefSeq and is a predicted model, not a curated record.
AUCUGCUUUUGGAGCAACAUGCCCGGGGUCACGGAGUUCAUUAUAUGCGUCACGAUAAUGCCUCCAGAGACUUCAGACUGAUAUAAAAGCCAUCCGUUUGGAUGGCUGAACUUUUACACCGCUUAGUUGAGCGUAGCAUUUCACUGCUCUUGCUUGCCCCACAUGCCCAUCGACGAAGAAAAGAAAUCAGAAAAUGUGGUCACAGUGUCGAAUAACGCUGAUGACUCCAGGCUGAUGACACUGGACGCCAGCCUGAGAAUGGCGGAAGAGCGAGCGUUAUUACGCAAAUUGGAUCGCCGGCUGAUGCCCACUGCCACGGUCAUAUACCUCUUGAACUACAUCGAUCGUGUCGCUGUUACUAGUGCACGGCUGCAAGGUUUAGAGGCAGACCUCGGAUUGUCAACCGUUCAGUAUGAAACUGUUCUAGCUAUUCUUUAUGUAACCUAUUGCCCAGCACAAAUACCCUCGAAUAUGAUUUUGAGUUAUAUUUCACGACCAUCGCUGUAUAUUGGGGCUUGCGUUGUAACAUGGGGUCUUACAAGUGCUUUAACCGGGGUCACAACAAACUUUGCGGGCAUCAUGGCUUGUCGUAUAUUCAUUGGUCUUCCUGAGGCUGCAUUUUAUCCUGGCGUCAUGUAUCUGCUCUCGCGAUGGUAUACUAGGAAGGAGCUUACUGUGCGGUCAGCUUGGUUCUAUGCCGGACUUCUAAUCUCGAAUGCAUUCGGAAGUUUAAUUGCAGCUGGAAUUCUCGCAAACAUGCAAGGCAAACUGGGACUUGCGGCCUGGAGAUGGUUAUUCUACAUAGAGGGAGCUAUCACCAUGUUCUUUGGCUUCUUGACCAUGUGGCUUCUUCCAGAUUUUCCCCACAACACUCGAUGGCUUGACGCAGCGGAACGCCGCUUGGCUCAAGUUCGCCUCGCCGAAGAUGCAGGGGAAGCCGACAAGGAUGCUGACAACCUCACCAUUUACGAUGGCUUGUUGCUGGCUAUCAAGGAUCCAAAGACCAUCAUAUUCAUGUUUAUGAGCUGCUCGCAAAUCCUAGGCAACAGUGUCGUCAACUUCUUCCCAACCUUAACUGCUACGCUUGGUUUCAACACUACAGAUACAUUGUUGAUGGCGGCUCCUCCAUGGGUACUGGCGGCAGCCUUAUGCGUACUCAACGGAUGGCAUGCAGAUAGGACUGGAGAACGGUUCUUCCAUAUGGCUAGCUGGUGGUGGGUGGCUAUCGUCGGAUACAUCAUCUCGCUAUGCACUAUGAAUACGGGCGGGCGAUACUCUUCCUUGUUCCUCAUGACCACUGGGUAUUGUGGAUUUGCCUUGACAUUGACCUGGGUUUCAAACGCCAUUCCUCGUCCUCCAGCAAAACGCUCCGUAGCUAUGGGACUUGUCAAUGGGUUUGGAAACCUAGGUAGCAUCAUGGGCUCCUACGUCUGGAAUGCCGCGUGGGGCCCUCAGUACCAUCAAUCCAUGAUUAUCUCAUUGUGCAGUUUCGUUUGUUCCACAUUCCUGGGCUUGCUAAUGCGGUGGAUAUUAAUCAAAGAGAACAACCAAAUAGAUGGGGAGGAGAAGAAAUUGAUGGAAGGCCCUGGACGCGAACGUAUCGAGGAGGCUGCUAGAUUGGAAGGAAUUUCAUUCGAAGAGGCUCUGAAAAGAAGGAAGAGCUUCAGGUAUCUGUAUUGAUCUUUUAAGAGACUGUAAUCAUGUACGAUAGAUCUACUAUGAUAGGGUUGGACUCUUGUCACUUGGAUUUUGUACUCCACUUGAUUUAGAGGUUGACGUCGACUGCAAGAGUUUGAACUCGGACUAUGUAACGGUUUCAGGAAGUUAUUUGGCAAGAGCCUUG